Heterobilharzia americana is the source of this 2325-nucleotide messenger RNA. The record is from the annotation of a GenBank genome assembly. Lineage: Eukaryota; Metazoa; Platyhelminthes; Trematoda; Strigeidida; Schistosomatidae.
AACCUUGGUUGCUAGCGUGUAGAUCUUUCGAAACAUAGCGUGGUAAUUGGACGAUGGCUUCCAUUUCCAUUUUGAAUCCUAAAGCGGAGUUUGCGAAGUCACAACAUGCAUUUAGCAUCAAUUUAGCUGCAGCUAGAGGACUGUACGAUGUCUUGAAGACUAAUCUUGGGCCUAAGGGAACAAUGAAAAUGCUUGUAUCAGGUGCUGGUGAAAUUAAAAUAACUAAGGACGGUAAUGUUCUUCUUCAUGAAAUGCAAAUUCAACACCCUACUGCAAGUCUCAUAGCGCGAGCAGCAACUGCUCAAGAUGAUACGACAGGUGAUGGCACAACAUCAAAUGUCAUCUUGAUUGCCGAAUUGCUCAAGCAGGCCGAUGUGCAUACUUCUGAAGGACUUCACCCACGUCUUAUAACGGAAGGUUAUGAUAUGGCUAGCAACAAGUGUUUGGAAAUAUUACUGAAGUGCCAGAUCGACUGUUCAUCAGAGAUGCCGGACAGAGGUAUACUGAUAGCUGUAGCAGGAACAUCGCUGAAUACGAAAGUGCAUUCUGACCUGGCCAAUCUUUUAACCGAGCACGUUGUAGAUGCAGUACUAUCAAUUCGUACUCCGAACGAACCUUUGGAUCUACAUCGCAUUGAACUGAUGCAGAUGCAGCAUAAAACUGAUAUGGACUCAACACUUGUCAAGGGAUUGGUGUUGGAUCACGGUGGUAGGCACCCAGAUAUGCCAAAGCGUGUGUCAAAUGCAUUUAUAUUGACUUGUAAUGUGUCUUUCGAGUACGAGAAGACUGAGGUAAAUUCAGGGUUCUUUUACAAAACGGCAGAAGAAAGAGCAGCUCUUGUUAAAUCCGAGCGUGACUUCAUCGAUAUGAGAGUACAAAAGGUGAUUGAAUUGAAGAAGAAAGUAUGUGACGAAGCAGGCAGUGGAGACACAAAGCCGGGUUUCGUAAUCAUCAACCAGAAAGGAAUUGACCCUUAUUCGUUAGACGCUUUUGCUAGAGAAGGAAUACUUGCUCUUCGUCGUGCUAAAAGGCGUAACAUGGAGAGGGUUACUCUUGCUUGUGGUGGAUAUGCUUUGAAUUCAGUUGACGAAAUCACGCCAAACUGCCUUGGUCAUGCCGGUUCGGUUUAUGAAUUUGUCUUGGUAUGCUUUAAUUAUUGGUUAAAUGUCUUUUCAGGGGGAGGAGAAAUACACAUUCAUCGAGGAGUGCAAGAAUCCUCAGUCAGUGACCUUGUUGAUGCGAGGACCCAACAAACAUACUCUUGAUCAAAUCAAAGAUGCUGUAAAUGAUGGUCUUCGAGCUAUUAAAAAUACAUUGGAAGAUGGUAUGUAAACAGAUAAUUGUAUUCGCCAUAAUGUGCUUGAUUUAGUGGAUGCACUUGUUGAAAACUGAGUGUUCAUUUAAAAUGAUAUGGUGAACUGUUUACACCUAUGCGCUAGGUUUGUGCUAUAAAGUGUUAAAGUCAAGUCAUUCUUUCCCAGCAAAGUUAGUAUACUGACUCCGAAGUUGUUUAGUUGGUCCUAGUCACUAUCCGAAGGUAUUCCCACUAAAUACCAUCGAUGCUAGUGUGAUAUGAAGCGAGGUUACACCCGAUUGAGUUACAGUAACUUUGUAAUCUAUCUGCAUUAUCCAUCUCUAAGUAUACCUUUAAAACUAGUUUUAUCAGACGUAUAGAAUUUUCCCAAUUUUUUUUUGACAUCAAAUAUUCGGCACCAUUUUUGUAGUGCAUAAAUUGACAUGAAUCAAGGCUCACUUCUGGGAUAAGCUUUUCUUGCUUCAGCGUCAUUUUUGUCACAUACGUCAGACAAUAUUCUUUGUAUACACUAGUAUUACAUCUUCAAGUGUUUCCAAAUUAAAUAACUUUCAGAGUGCGUUGUCCCAGGCGCAGGAGCGUUUGAACUAGUUGCACAUCGUGAACUUAACAAGUUCGCACAAACAGUAAAGGGUCGUGCUCGUCUUGGUGUUCAGGCGUUCGCGGAUGCUCUCCUUGUUAUUCCAAAGGUCUUGGCUAGGAAUUCUGGUCACGAUGCUCAAGAAACUAUGGUAAAAUUGCUAGAAGAAGCAGCAAAGGUGGACAGUCGUUGUCAAGGUAUCUCACCUGCAGAACUUGUUGGUCUUGAUUUAACUACCGGGGAGGCAAUGAUCCCUGCUCAGGUUGGAGUGUACGACAACUUCAUUGUUAAAAAGCAAAUAAUCAGCUCAUGUUCCGUUAUCGCAAGCAAUCUAUUGCUAGUUGAUGAAAUUAUGCGUGCUGGACUGAGUUCUCUUAAGGGAUAACUGUAUGCCUUUAUGAGUUUACCUGAAUAUAUUUGUUUUCACACAAUU